AUGCAAAUUUCUCGCUGUGGCAUUCAUGGUUUCCACGAAGUGCUCGGAAUCGACACUGAUGAGAUCCGCUUCUUCUGGGCAAUUGAGAGCGACGACCCAGAUGCCACUCAAACAUUCUAUCGCAUUGUAGUGACAACCGAUGCCACAGAUCUCGAAUCAGACAGCUCGGAUAUCUCCAAGCUAGUCUGGGACUCCCAGCGCAUCGAGAGCAAUGAACAAAGAAAUAUCAUCUGCAAGCCCUCCAACGGUUUCCAGUCUACUUCCAGCCACUUCUGGAGAAUCACAGUGUGGGAUGAAACCAACACUGCCCACCAUAGCUCAAUAAACCACUUCUUCACAGCCUAUCCACGAUCUCAUCUUCUGCCGCCGUACAGUAUGAACCAGACAUAUAUGCCUCACACCAGUCUAAUUUUCAAGUCUUGGUUUGAAAAUGAGGCAAAUCGUUGGAAAGCGGUUUGGAUUGGUGAUGGAGGCGACAAGCCCAUUUAUCUCAGGAAGUCAUUUGAGUUGACCCGAAGGCCAGUUCGGGCUAUCUUGUUCGCAUCGGGACUCGGCCAUUUCAAUAUGUCGGUUAAUGGCCAGCCUGCUUCUGACCAUCGCCUUGAUCCAGGCUGGACCAAUUACCACCGCCGUGUCCAGUUUACCUCCUAUGAUGUGUCAGACCAUCUUGAUACAGGGCGGAAUACCCUGGGUGUUCAUCUGGGUAACGGAUUCUACGCUGGAGACAAAGGUGGUGAUGAUCGCUUCUUCUGGCCUAUGUACGAAGAUAACACAUACGUCCGGUACGGGAAUGAGCUUUGCUUCUUUGGUGAAUUGCACCUUUUCUACGAGGGCGGCGAGCGCACUGUUCUCAUCUCCGAUGCAUCUUGGAAAGUGAGCAAGAGCGCCACCACACUGGCUAACAUCUACGCCUCCGAGAACCACGAUCGACGUCUCUACCCUUCAGGCUGGGACUCUGCUGAUUUCGAUGAUACCGAAUGGGCGGCAGCAAAACCCCUGACGGGCCCUAGAGGUCACAUUUAUUACCAGACCCAGCCCCCCGUUGUGUUGCAUGAAACAUUCGAACCAGUGAUGAUCCAUAGCCCAAAGAAGGGGGUUGUUUGUUAUGACCUGGGUCAGAAUGCGUCUACCAUGGUCAAAAUCGCUGUCGAAGGCGUGGCAGGCUCAGAGAUUAUUGUUCGAUACUCUGAGAGUGUCAGAGAAGAUGGCACCGUUUUGAUGCCCGAUCCUCUAUUCAAGGAGUUCGAAACAGGCGUCUUUUCCAGAAUCUUCCUGUCUGGUAAUGGCCAGCCUGAGAUAUGGGAGCCAGACUUCAGUUUCACGAGUGCCAGAUACAUUCAGGUAGAGGGUGUAUCUUUGGAUGCAGGCGACGGAUUGCCGGUCAUUCAUUCUGCCGUUGGUCGCCAUAUCUCCUCGGCGGCUAGAAGGCUCGGAUAUAUGACAACUGACAAAGCCGAUGUCAACUCAUUACUGAGUGCCCUCCAUUGGUCAUUUAGCAGCAACCUUUUCAGUUAUCACACAGAUUGCCCACAGAUCGAGAAGUUUGGUUGGCUUGAAGUCACUCAUCUUCUCGCUCCCGCUACACAAUACAUUCGCGACAUGGAGAGCUUGUAUACCAAGAUCCUUGAUGACAUCCUGGAUAGCCAGGAGCCCAGUGGUCUCGUGCCAACAAUGGCACCGGAAAUACGCUACAUGUGUGGUCCUCUACAUGACACCAUCACCUGGGGCUGUGCACUUUGUCUGCUUCCGGAUAUCCUUCGACAAUACUACGGGUCCACACAUGUCAUCUCCAAGGUGUACCCCGCUGCAGUUCGAUAUAUGGAAUACAUGCGUACCAAAGAGCGCAAGGGUGGACUGAUUGAGCACGGACUCGGCGACUGGGGUCGGGGUAUUGCCUUCGGCAACAACCAAGCAAAUAUCGAGACAGCGGUCUACUACCGCUGCCUCCAAUGCGUUGAGAUGAUGGCAUGCGAGCUAGGCAAGGUCGAAGAAGCCCAGAAGUUCAAGGAGUGGUCUUCUCGCAUCUAUGACAUCUACAAUCACCACCUCCUCGUGACAGAUGACCCGUCGCGCCCCUAUGCCUAUUACACAUCGCUCGACAACUAUCCAGAAAGGGACUGCGACGCAAUCGCCCAAGCAAUGGCCUUGCAGUUUGGUCUCGUGCCCGCCAAGCUCCACAGCGACGUAACGGCCGCUUUCCUCGACGAUGUAGCCGAUGGCAAGAUCCGUGCUGGUGAAAUCGGGCUACGCUUCCUUUUCAACACGCUGGCUGAUGCCAAGCGACCGGAUCUCGUUUUGCAAAUGGUGAGACAGGAGGAGCACCCAUCAUACAUGCGUUUUCUACGCCGUGGAGAGACGACGCUCCUGGAGUUCUGGCAGGAUGAAUGCCGUAGCAAGUGCCACGACAUGCUGGGCACAAUCUACGAAUGGUUCUACGCUGCUGUGCUUGGGUUGAAACCUGUUUCACAGUCAUACCGGACUUUUGAGGUUGAUCCUCCUUACGAGUCUGAAUUCGACCAUGUUGAGGGAUCUGUCGAUUCUCCCUAUGGUUUGAUUUGGAUUGAGUUCACGCGCACUAAAGGUAUUUCGGUGAAAUUGGACCUUCGGGUGCCAUUUGGGACUACUGGUACUGUGAAGCUCCCGCUGGAUAUGAAACACGCUGAGGUUGGAUAUGCAAAAGAGGAAUUGAAAUCCAUCGACGGGAGAGAGUUGGAGCUCAGCCAUGGACUGUACACUAUAUUCAUUCACCUAUAG
Messenger RNA from Penicillium samsonianum, 2754 nucleotides. RefSeq lists its product as uncharacterized. The transcript has a single exon. The record is from RefSeq and is a predicted model, not a curated record. Gene Ontology annotation, biological process: carbohydrate metabolic process. NCBI's taxonomy places the organism in Eukaryota, Fungi, Ascomycota, Eurotiomycetes, Eurotiales, Aspergillaceae. The coding region runs from base 1 to 2754 and encodes 917 amino acids.